Ceutorhynchus assimilis (cabbage seed weevil) is the source of this 2181-nucleotide messenger RNA. The record is from the annotation of a GenBank genome assembly. NCBI's taxonomy places the organism in Eukaryota, Metazoa, Arthropoda, Insecta, Coleoptera, Curculionidae.
AUGAAUAAAAAUCCACCAAACUGGCUGGAUAACAUUUCAGACACUCAAAUCCCAGAUGAAGUAGCCAAUGUUCUGUCUUAUGGUCCAAACUUCUGUCUAAAUAUAACACAAGAAAAAAAAUUGCCAAUCACUGAAUAUAUCACAUCAAUUGAAACAGCAAUCAAAGACAAAGAUAAUGAAACAAAAGACAGUAUUAGAGAUCUGCGAGAUGCCGGCCCGUCCAAUGAUAGGAAUCAACAAUUCUCCCUGGAUUUUUCCGAUAAUUUGUCCCAAACUUCUCCAGCUUCUCGAUCAAUUUUGGAAAAGGAUAAACAAUUUUUCUGUUCCUCUUGCGAAAAAUGGUUCAAAUCUUUAAGAGGUCUUAAUAUUCAUAAAUCCAAAUCCCAUCAUUCUUUUCAAAAGCAAAGACAAGUCAACGAUAACAUUUCUUCUGCUAAUUCUCAACAAAAAUCAUCAUUGAAAAAUAAAUCAGUAGAAAUUCAAUGCAAUUUUUGCAACAAACGCUUCAAAACACAAAAAGGGAUAAAUCAACAUGUUACUAUAAAACACGUAAAUGCCUCCACUAAUAAUACUAACGAACAUAAUAUUUUGGAUUCAUUUUCAAUAAAUUCUCUACUCACCAAAAUGAAAUCAUCAACAUCGGUUAUCAAAAGAAUUCCGAAAGGAGCACGAACUUGUAAAUCUGAAUCUGAAGAAUUGGCCUCAGUUCUGAAUACCUGUGUCAAGGAGAAUAGCCUAAAAUCUUGGUUCCAUUUGCUUAUUUUUUCAUACAUAGUUCUCAAGGUUCCAGAUGAGCGUAAUGCUAACAGGAAUAAAUCACUCACUUCUUUAGUCAAAGAAAAUUUAGCAAUUUGGCAAAAUCUGACAACUUUGCCUUUAGACCAACUUAAUGACUAUUUAAGAAGAAACAACAAACCACCACAAAUAAAGAAAGUAAACCAUCCUCAAAAAGACAAUCAACUAUCGAAGAAAAUUGAAGGAAAAAUUGCAGAAGGGGACAUUAAAGGAGCGAUUCGUGACAAUUCAGCAACUGAGACUGAGAUUUCAAGAAAUGUGAGUAAUAAUAACGACAAUGUAAAUGUUGGUGCAUCAACCUCAGUGGGCAUCGGGUGCCUUAGUGAUGAAUCUGUAGUGUGCUGGGAAGCUGACAAAGACAUUCCGUUUACUGAAAAAAGUCAUGAUGUUGAUGAUCACAGUCACGAAAAAGAGGAAAAGGAAGGAGGGAAGAAGGACAAAAAAGAGGAGGCAGCUGAAAAAGGUAUGGAUGUGGAGGCUUUAACUACUUUUCAAUCUCCAGAAAAAGACGACGUUAUUUGCCUAGUUUCUGACGAUCCUGGUAAAUGGCUUAUAAACCUAACCCACAGUCAGGUACAAUAUAUAAUUGAAAAUUUCCCAAAACAAGUUCAAAACAUAGCAUUUCCCAGAGAUAAGCAAAACAAAAAAAUUUCGGAGUCAUAUUUUUAUCGUAUUUUAAGCAAUGGUGAAAAAAUCCACCGUCCUUGGUUAUUAUAUUCUUUAUCUUUAAAUAGUGUUUUCUGUGCUCCUUGUAAACUAUUUUGCACCGAUGUCACGAUAAAAGAGAAAAAGGAACAUAUCUAUGGUGCAGGAGAAGUGAAAGAUUGGCAACACUUAUCUUUGAUUUUGAAAAGGCAUGAGAGCAGUUUGAGCCAUAUUAAAUAUACUAAAGAAAUGCAUGAUUUGAGUGUAGUACUGAAAAAGUUCACAACAAUCGACUCCUCCAAUCAGCGAUUAUACGAACUGGAAAAAACCGAAGCCCUAGAAAAUUUAAAAGACUACUUUGUUCAGAUAAGAUGUGACGAACAUUUCAAAAUAUUGAUGGAUGCUGCAAAGCAAAUUGCUUCCGAUGUUGAACUAGAAGGAGAAUUUCCUGCUCUUGCAGCAAAACGUAUUGGAAAAAGAAAAAGACAUUUUGAUUACGAACACGAGGAUGAAAGCAUUUUGGAUCCAGAGAUGUCUUUUAAAGUCAACUUUUACUUUGAAAUUUUGGAUGCAACGAUUAUAGCUGUAAAUGAGAGAUUUCAACUAUUAUACGAACAUACUAACAUCUUUAAAAUAUUAUAUAAUAUACAUGAAUAUGGUGAUCUUAGAGACAAUGAAUUGAAAGCCCACUGUGCCGAAGCGGAACUAGCCUUGAGAGACCAAUUUAACUGUGCUAAUUAG